AUGUGUCGUCAAGUCAUCCGCGUUGCCUCGUGCUGGCUCUGUAACUCUAGACUCGAACCCUUUGGUCGAUUCUUCCCUUGCGGCAAUGUGAUCACUGCAGGGAAAAAGGGCUGCGACAUUUUGGAUCUGGAGGAAAACGUCGGCCCUGGGGAUUUGCUAUGUCGUAUGUGCCUUAGGAUCACUGAUGGGGAAAACAAGCUCAACGAGAACCAGAAACUACCUGGAUCCCCCAAGAUGGCUGGAAGACGAACAGGAUAA
Messenger RNA from Fusarium proliferatum ET1, 258 nucleotides. RefSeq lists its product as uncharacterized. The transcript has 2 exons. The record is from RefSeq and is a predicted model, not a curated record. Bases 1 to 258 code for a protein of 85 amino acids. Lineage: Eukaryota; Fungi; Ascomycota; Sordariomycetes; Hypocreales; Nectriaceae.